CUCCUGCUAUUCAUCUCCCAUCUUCUUUUCUCGCCUGGUGCUCCGAGAUUGUUGGAAGACUAUUGUCGAUAUGAGUGAAACUACUUCAAAGGCGGACUUUACCGCCAAGAGAGAUGACGAUAUCCACGAUGCAGCCAAAUCAAUCACCAACAACGAAGUCCCCAUAAACGCCUCCGGCCACGUCCAAGAACUCCCCCAGAACUUCAACCUCCUCUCCCUAGCAGGCGUAGGCCUCGUCGUCGGCAACGUCUGGCCCGCCAUCGGCGGCUCCAUCCUCGUCGCCAUUUUCAACGGCGGUCCACCAGGCGUCCUUUACGAAUUCAUCGUGGUGUCUAUGUUCUACUGGACAGUCGCCGCGAGCGUUGCAGAGCUAGCUAGCGCUAUUCCUUCAUCUGCUGGUGUCUAUCACUGGGCUUCUGUUACGCCUGGGCCGAAGUGGGGGAGAAUUAUUGGGUUCUUUGCGGGAUGGUGGAAUUAUCUUGCUUGGUGUCUUGGGUGUGCUAGCAUGUCGAGUAUUCUUGCGAAUACGCUUGUUCAGAUGUAUGCUUUGAAUCAUCCGGGCUUUGUGGCUGAGUCGUGGCAUGUGUUUAUCACGUAUAUCAUCACGACGUGGUUAUCGUGUGCGGCUGUUUGUCUGUGGAACAGUGCUAUGCCGGGGCUGAACAAGUUUGGAGUUUUCAUCAUCUUGGCGGGUUUCAUCAUCACGGUCAUCACUGUUACUGUCAUGCCUGGAAGAGGAGGUCGUCCGCCGCAUGCUAGUUCGGCGUUUGUCUGGAAAGAUUGGACUGCUGAUAUUGGAUAUCCGGAUGGGUUUGUCUUUGUCGCUGGUAUGCUCAACGGAGCGUACAGUGUUGGAUCGGUUCACGCGACAACUCAACUGGCAGAGGAGAUCCCUAACCCAAGCCGAAAUGUCCCCAUCGCCAUCUUAUUUCAGGUCGCGACUGGUUUCGUCACUGGUCUUUGCUACCUUAUUGCCAUCAUGUACGCCAUCAACGACUACGACGCUCUCUUUGAAUCGGCAUAUCCCAUCGCCGAGAUCUACCGCCAAGCUACCGGCUCCGCAGCUGGUGCUACCGGGCUGCUAUCACUGGUUAUGAUCUGCAUUGCCUUGACAGUCGUUGGGCUCUACAUCACCUGCGGUCGAACGCUCUGGGCCCUUGCCCGUGAUGGCGCGACUCCUUUCCCUGGAGUGCUAGGCCAUGUCCAGGAGUCUCUCGAUAUGCCUCUCUGGUCUACCAUCGUCACAGCUGUCCUGGUUUCAGUCCUCGGCGCCAUCUAUGUCGGUAGCACAACAGCCUUCAAUGCAUUCGUCGGAACCUUUAUUCUUCUCUGCAGCUGUUCGUUCUUGGCAUGCAUCCUACCCAAUCUCCUCAGUGGACGAAAAAACAUUGCUUAUGGACCCUUCAGAAUGCAUGGUAUCUGGGGUUUUAUUAUUAAUGGCAUUGCAUGUGCUUAUCUUCUUAUCUGGAGCGUUAUCUACUGCUUCCCUUAUGCUUUGCCUACAAGUGCGGCGAGCAUGAACUAUACUUGCGUUAUUUGGGGCGGUCUAACUUUCUUGGUUAGUCUUUGGUGGUUCGGAAGUGCAAGAAAAGGAUAUCAGGGCCCUACGACUACUGGAAGUGUUGUCCCGGGCAUGGUUAUUGAUGCAGCCUGA
Molecule: messenger RNA, 1654 nt
Organism: Fusarium oxysporum Fo47
Lineage: Eukaryota; Fungi; Ascomycota; Sordariomycetes; Hypocreales; Nectriaceae
Product: amino acid/polyamine transporter I
Exons: 1
Coding region: 71-1654 (527 amino acids)
Biological process (GO): transmembrane transport; amino acid transport
Cellular component (GO): membrane
Molecular function (GO): transmembrane transporter activity
Source: RefSeq, a predicted model, not a curated record